CACGAUAAAGUGCAGUACGGGAAUUACAAAUCGAGAAAAAUAGACACUAUAGUCACGACAUUGAAGAACUUCGUUAUUGAAGCAAUUACGAAACGGACAGGAAAAUUUAAAGAUCAGAGGUUAUAUAUUUAAAAAUGUUAUGAAGAAAAUUUGGAAAGACAUCAAAAUUUUGGAUUCCAAUCUUUUAAAGAGAAAGUCUAGAGCAAUGACUGGAUCCACAUCACAGAAGCAAUACACAAUGAAACCACAAGGUACGGAGAAAUAUAUAUUUCGAUUGAUGAACCAGCAAAGAAGAGAAAAUGGCUCUGAAAACUGUGAAGUAAUUCUGCUGACAAAGGGAAUUAAGCAUUUUGGUCACAAAACUGUCUUGAAAUUAUAUAGUGAGUUUUUCCGUCAAUAUUUUGAAGAUGAGGCAAAAAACAAGCUCUUGUGUGGAAAUGAUACCAAAUCAACGGAUGAAAGUGAUAAAUUAAUUAAAUAUGACCAACAUAAACCAAGUAAAGUAAAAGGACAAAACCAUACUACAAUACAUUUGCCCGGUAUCAACUCGGAAGAACUCAGUCCCAUUCUGGAGUACAUGUACGGCUCAAAACUUUCAUUGAAAGCCGAAAACGUAAACGAAAUUUUGUUUGUUGGAUGCCUGCUUCAGAUACCAACUAUUAUUGAAUUCUGCUCAGAAGUACUACUCGAGCAACCUGAUUGGCGUUCGCCACUUGUAUCUGAAAAAAUUCACAAUUUUGCCAAAACUAAAGAUUUGAAAGAGGACAACUCAAAACGGCAUGGUGGCAUACAUGUUCAAAAUGUACCACCCACAUCAACAGAUGUCACGUGGACUACUGAAGGAAUAAGGACAACCACUUUGCAACCGCUUAAAAUAAACACUAAUACAAAAGAAGAUUCGAUCUGCCAAGAAACAGAGGAGACCAACAGACCAAAAUGUAACAGUGCCACGUUACAUGACGACUCUACAAUCCAGCAUAACGUCCGCAGAUUGUUAGUUGCACAACAUAAAAGAAAGCGACAAUAUCCUUGGACCAACGCAUCAAGCGGUGAAUUACUUGAACACAGAAACGUCAUUCCAAAUAUUGUUGACGAAACCUUCAUCAGUGAAAAACAAGUUGCGAUGGGUAAAACAGAGACUCGAAACGGCAAUAAAAGAUGUUCUGGCAGCGAUUUUUAUUCACAAAAAUAUGCACGCCUGAAUUCAGAAAUGACUGGAUGGAUACCAUCACCAUUUAUGCCAUCUAACACUGCCGAUACCAUGUUUCUACCAAAACAUGAUUUUGACCCAACGAGAAAUGUCGCAGAUAGUUUCAUUCCUGUUAGUACAAACUUUAUGGAAACAACUUCUGUUGUUGGAAAGAAACUAUUACCAAAAUUGAGCUACCCUAAUUCGGCAAAAAUGUUUCAAAUGCCAUUCCGAAGUUCGGAUUACAUCGAAGAACAAUUACCCAAAAAUAAGCAAGCAAACUGCCUGGGCGUCGAAUCCGCAAGGUCGUUUCCCCAAAUCAAUGGACUAAAUCAGAAUUUGACAACCGCGUAUGCUCCCACGUUAGCUUUACCAAUUUUUCAUCAUGGAUACUUUGGAUAUCCUAUGAUAGAAUCGGUCGGUGCCUUGGGACACCUGAGCAAUUUGUCAGGUUUUUACAACGAGGUUAUGCCAUCGAAUACCCAGUACGACUACGCGAUACGUCAACUUCAGAGUCAAAAAUACGUAUCAAAGGCAGAGACCAAUUUUAUGGCUUGUUCAACUCAAAAUUUGUGUCCUCCGCCGUUAAUCGACAAGCGAUAUGCACAAACGCUAUUUCAAAGAAAUCCAUCCACACUAAAUUUCUGCAAUUCCAAAGAUUUAUUAGGGGGAGUGAUUGAUAUAGGCAGCUACGGGCUGCAUAUGACGGGAGAAGAUGACAUUAAUCAAGCAUCCAAGCCUUUGAACCUCGUAUGUAAACCAAAUGAUAAACUCCAGCAACACGGUUUAGAUGUGGAAAAUAAAUUGCAUUUCGACGUCCAAUCUACGAAAUUUUCUUCCAUUCCAGUUCCAGAAUCAGACACAAUUUGUAAAUCUGAAGACCCGGGCGCACAACACGCAUCAUCAACGAACGAAACACCACUUAAUACGCAGAAACACACCCUCAUUAAUGAUACUUAUGUGGAUUACCACAAACGAAAACGGAAGUAUUUGCGUGCUGCGGGUAUCGAAAGUUCGGGUUUUUCGAAAACCGACGCCGUAAAAUCGCCUCAUCAUCAAUACAACAAAGUAUUUGAAGAUGAAGGAAAACCUCCUGCUGUUCAAAGGGGCCAAUGCUCAAGUGAAGAUAAUAUAAUUACUCGCGAAUGCCACCAAAUGGAUGUUAGCGAACCCGAAAGCGAUGACUCAGGUCGUCCAAGCAGUGUUUGAUGUCUCAAGGUGACGACUUCUUCGUAAGAUGUAUUUCAACAGGUGCAAUUAUUAAGCAAUCAUUAUGUAUUGAAUCAUGGUACUUUACGUUAUUUUUUGUUUGGUAAUGCGUUUAAAGAUUUGUAUAUUUUUAUAUAAAAAUACUGUCCAGAAGGUCUUCGAAUUUCAUUCCUAUACUUUAAUUUUCGAUAUUCUUAUUGCCAUGUUUUAUUUUAAUUAAGGCAUUGUUUGUUUCUUUUCUACAAUUAUUAUGUGAUUUCUUUAUUUCUAAAAAAAUGGUUUGCUUGACAAAAUAAAAUUUUGCAUUUCAUCUGUUCCUUACAUUCUACACAUUCCAAUCUCCUAUUUUCAACAUUAUCCACAGCUUGUUCCAACUAGUGCGAUCAUUGGUGCA
Molecule: messenger RNA, 2792 nt
Organism: Styela clava
Lineage: Eukaryota; Metazoa; Chordata; Ascidiacea; Stolidobranchia; Styelidae
Biological process (GO): regulation of transcription by RNA polymerase II
Molecular function (GO): RNA polymerase II cis-regulatory region sequence-specific DNA binding; DNA-binding transcription factor activity, RNA polymerase II-specific; protein binding
Source: RefSeq, a predicted model, not a curated record